Molecule: messenger RNA, 1959 nt
Organism: Tarenaya hassleriana
Lineage: Eukaryota; Viridiplantae; Streptophyta; Magnoliopsida; Brassicales; Cleomaceae
Product: serine/threonine-protein kinase STN7, chloroplastic
Exons: 10
Coding region: 72-1760 (562 amino acids)
Biological process (GO): protein phosphorylation
Molecular function (GO): protein kinase activity; ATP binding
Source: RefSeq, a predicted model, not a curated record
AAAAAAUACAAAAAAAAAAGAUUUCGUGAACAGAGUCUUCCAAGGCUGAACUCCACUAGUCGAGCUCCGCCAUGGCCACCAUUGCUCCGGGAAGAGCCAACAUAGGACCUCCAUCGCCGUUUCUCGGAAAGAAGGUGAAGCACAAACCCUUCUCAUGGAAACCCACUAUCUUAAACCCUAGAAAAACUAUCAGCACGGAUUUUCGCGCCCAAUUGGUCGAUGCGGUUCGUGAUCUCUUCGUGGGCGUCGGAGUCGGACUUCCAUGUACGGUCAUGGAGUGCGGAGACAUAAUCUAUCGCAGCACCUUGCCGAAAUCUAACGCUCUGACCGUCACUGCCCCUGGAGUGGCCUUGGCACUCACUGCUCUGUCGUAUCUAUGGGCGACACCUGGAGUGGCUCCUGGGUUCUUCGACAUGUUUGUUCUUGCUUUUGUCGAGAGAUUGUUCAGACCAACUUAUAGGAAGGAUGAUUUCGUUUUGGGGAAGAAAUUGGGUGAAGGCUCGUUUGGUGUGGUGUAUAGGGCCUCAUUGUCCAAGAAACGUUCUUCUAAGGAGGGUGAAUAUGUCUUGAAAAAGGCUACUGAGUAUGGUGCAGUGGAAAUUUGGAUGAACGAACGAGCACGAAGGGCUUGUGCAAACAGCUGUGCCGAUUUUGUUUAUGGAUUCCUCGAGAAUUCUUCAAAAAGAGGACCUGAAUAUUGGCUGAUUUGGAAAUACGAAGGAGAAUCAACGCUUGCCGAUUUGCUGCAGAGUAAAGAGUUCCCAUAUAAUGUGGAAACUUUGAUCCUGGGAAAAGUCCAAGAUCUACCCAAAGGGAUUGAAAGAGAAAAUAGAAUUAUUCAGACCAUCAUGAGGCAACUCUUGUUUGCACUGGACAGUCUCCACUCAACUGGGAUUGUCCAUAGGGAUGUCAAGCCUCAGAAUAUUAUUUUUUCUGAAGGUUCUCGUGCAUUCAAGAUCAUCGAUCUUGGAGCUGCAGCAGAUCUCAGAGUGGGCAUUAACUACAUUCCAAAGGAGUUUCUCCUAGAUCCCAGAUAUGCAGCACCCGAGCAAUACAUCAUGAGCACACAAACUCCAUCUGCUCCUUCCGCACCUGUCGCCACUGCACUUUCACCAGUUCUAUGGCAGAUGAAUUUGCCAGAUAGGUUUGAUAUCUACAGUAUAGGCCUCAUCUUCCUUCAGAUGGCAUUCCCAUCCUUGCGUUCAGACAGCAGUCUUAUCCAGUUUAACCGUCAGCUCAAAAGAUGCGAGUAUGACUUAAAUGCGUGGAGAAAGCUGGUGGAGGCCCGAGCAAGCCCUGAUCUCCGAAAAGGGUUCGAGUUAUUAGAUUUAGAUGGUGGGAUCGGAUGGGAACUACUGACAUCGAUGGUCAGAUACAAAGCCAGACAAAGAAUUAGCGCGAAAGCAGCUCUAGCUCACCCGUACUUUGAUAGAGAAGGGUUACUUGCAUUGUCCUUCAUGCAGAACAUGAGGCUUCAGUUCUUUAGGGCUACCCAACAAGAUUACAGUGAAACUGCGAACUGGGUUAUUCAGUUAAUGGCGAAAUCUGGAACAGAGAAAGACGGUGGCUUUACAGAAGCACAGCUACAGGAGCUUAGGGAGAAAGAGCCUCGGAAGAAGGCGAGUGCACAGAGGAAUGCCCUUGCUUCAGCUCUACGGAUUCAGAGGAAGCUCGUGAAAACCCUAAACGACACAGUGGAUGAACUCAACGAACGCAGCAAGACCGUAUGGUGGAGCAGGUGGAUCCCUAGAGAGGAAUGAGUAGAAGCUGUACGUAUAUACGGUAUAUAUAUAAAUAUAUAUAGCAUUUUCCAUAUUAAGUUCGAUAAUGUAAAUUGCAAUGUAUAUCUUGUUUAACCCAAGAUAUCUUCUCUACAUGUGUAAAUCAAGUAACCUUGGAGAAAACCCGAAAUGUCCAUAAACACGUAUACAUACACCUGCAAUCCCUAUUAUUGAACAA